This is a messenger RNA of Suillus paluster, 1972 nucleotides long. RefSeq lists its product as uncharacterized. NCBI's taxonomy places the organism in Eukaryota, Fungi, Basidiomycota, Agaricomycetes, Boletales, Suillaceae. The transcript is spliced from 10 exons. The record is from RefSeq and is a predicted model, not a curated record. Bases 125 to 1954 code for a protein of 609 amino acids. Gene Ontology annotation, molecular function: protein binding.
CGUCUGCCUGCAGUGGAAAGUACGAAGGAGGACGGUCACUGUGUCCACCACAUAAGGUCCUUGCGACUGAAAUACCAAGCUCGUUCCACUCUAAGGUGCAGUCGGAAUAUUCGCAACCUCCAUCAUGCAAAGGACUGUUCUUCCCCUCGGUUUACUCGAGUAUAGCCUUGCUCAUGUCCAAUCAAUAAAAUGGGGAUUUUCUUCGCGGAACUUACACCAGGCGGUAGCCCUUGCACCAUCUCCUCCGCCCCCAUUCGAGUCUGCUGAGGACAAAAGUGUGUUCUCUAGGCGGCGCGGACGCCGCAGAAAACCCAGCGCAUUGACGAUCAGGGACUCUGGGGCGUCAAUGUCUUCCUCUGUGUUCAAGCUACCCACAAAUUUUACAUCGCCAAUGUCCGAGCUUGAAGGGAGAGUCCUUGCGUUACAAAAUAUCCCAGUGCCUUUGGAUGCGAUAGACUCCCAGUCGUUGGAGGCAAGUCCGGGGCCAGAGUCCGCAGCUUUUCCUCGUUACACGGACGAAGAGUUAUUCUCAUUUUAUGAAGACUUGUUGGAAACAGCACCCACACAACAACCCGUAGAGGCUACGGAACCUUCUGAAGGAGACGGAGAUACACAGGCUAUCAUUGAAAUGAGACAGCGCGUCCGCAUUUGUAUGCAGCAGGGGGACUUGGGUAGCGCGGAAAGAGCAAUAGAGCUUAUGAAGCUUUCCGGUGACGCACCACCCGAGGAUAUUAUUAAUAUUGUGCUCGGACAUCAUGCGUUGCAGGGAAAUAUAGAGCGAUUCGAAGGUUGUAUGGCAAAUCUUCUAUCUGGCAAACCUUCCGAGACUCAACGAGACCUGCACAUCAAGUCAUACUUGCGCGACCCAGCUGUCUUUGCACCACGCGCAUUCCCCACCCGCGCAAUUGACCUUCUACACAAGUACGAGGCGUCUGGACUCCAUGCCCCCAUGAAGUCCUAUACACGCGUUAUCUCAUCACUAUUCUCCGUCCGCCCCUCUCCAUCAUCUCCUUCGGUAUCCUCCACACCGGAGGUACCAUUGGGAAGAUUGGCUGCACAUUCACAAGCUUGGGACCUUUUCGCACACAUGCGCUACGUUGCGCACCCGACCCCCGAUGUCCAUCUAUACUCACUGAUGAUCCGCGCCUGUGCUUCAGCUCCCUUAUCUCCUGAACCAGAACGCGCCCUGGACCUAUGGACUGAGAUGCUCGACGCGGGAAUUGUGCCGACCGAAGGGGCGUACGAUGCAGUGAUCCGCGCUUGUGCGAAGGCUGGAGGAGAAUGGGUAUCAGAGGCCAUCAGAGGGGUGCAACUAGGAAUCGUGGACAACGACGGGGCGAAUGUAGCACCAGCAGCCCUUUCAAAUCAAGAGGAACAGCGAGCAAGCACUACUGAAGGCUCAGACUUGCCUUCAGUGUCUGGAGAUGUUUCUCCCGACUCCAAUGCAGUUCCGACUGAUUUGUCGGACAUGGAUACCAUGCCCUCAUUUUCGCACCUCCCGCCCCAAUCACCAGGCGAAGUCCUUGCAGAGGCCAGGGCUCUUUUCGAUAGAAUUCUUCAAGAUACCAACUUGACCUCUCAUCCUCCGUCUGAUGUGCCUCCCGGCCCCCUCGCUGGCAAAUUCAAUAUCGCACUUACACCACGUCUCCUCAAUGCGUACAUACUCUUCUCUUCUGGUGAUAUUGGCCUCAUGGGCGAUUCACGAACUUACGUCGAUGCUCUCGAGAAGUGUGCACUUUCCAAGUCGCAUGAACGUGAAGUUGCAGGAAAAUGGGUUGAUGAGCUAUGGACGCGCUGGGAGGAGCUUGAGCACGGGUGGAUCAAUGGGGAUACAAAGACGACAGUGACUGCCAGGCUAGUAGAGAGAGCCCAUACUGCCGUCAGGAGAGUUCAUCUGUUAACUGGUAAUGUCGACCGUGCAAUUGCACUGGUCCGCACGUUCAUGUCACGGUAGACGCUCCUAGUCAAGAUG